CUUCAGAUUUCAUAUCAAUCACUGUCCCCAACCAUGGAAGCUUCUGCAACAUCCAAGCUUCUCGUAUCUGACAUCGCCUCCAUCGUUGAUCACGUCCCUUCAAACUAUGUCCGACCAAUCUCUGACCGUCCAAAUCUGUCCGAAAUUGAAACUUCGGGUGAAUCCAUCCCUCUCAUCGAUCUCCAGGAACUCCAUGGACCCAAUCGAGCCGACAUAAUCCAGCAGUUUUCUCUUGCAUGCGCUUCUUAUGGCUUCUUCCAGAUCAAAAACCAUGGGGUGCCAGAGAAAACAAUCGAAAGAAUGAUGACUGUGGCGAGAGAGUUUUUCCGGCAGCCAGAGAGCGAAAGAGUUAAGCACUACUCUGCGGAUACAAAGAAGACAACGAGACUCUCCACAAGUUUCAACGUUGGUUCAGAGAAAGUCUCUAACUGGAGAGAUUUCCUCCGACUCCAUUGCCUUCCUAUCGAAGAUUUCGUCAACGAAUGGCCUUCGAGUCCAGUCUCAUUCAGAGAAGUCACAGCUGAAUAUGCCACAAGCGUUAGAGCCUUGGUCCUGGUACUUCUUGAGGCAAUCUCAGAGAGCCUAGGCCUUGCGAAAGACAGUGUAAGCAAUACAUUAGGCAAGCACGGCCAACACAUGGCCUUAAACUACUAUCCACCCUGUCCUCAACCCGAUCUAACUUUCGGACUUCCCGGACACAAAGAUCCAAACUUGAUCACUGUUCUUCUUCAAGAUGAAGUGUCUGGUUUGCAAGUCUUUAAAGAUGGUAAAUGGAUCGCUGUUCGUCCUGUUCCCAACACUUUUAUUGUCAACAUGGGUGACCAAAUGCAGGUUAUCAGCAAUGACAAAUACAAGAGUGUGCUACACAGAGCGGUUGUGAACAGCGACAAGGAGCGGAUAUCCAUACCGACAUUCUACUGUCCUUCUUUAGAGGCCGUGGUUGGCCCACAACAAGAGCUGAUUAAUGAGGAAGAAGAGUCUCCUGCUGUUUACAGAAGCUUUAAAUAUGCUGAGUAUUAUGAAAAGUUUUGGGACAGAGCACUUGCUACUGAGAGCUGUAUUGACUUGUUCAAAGCUUCCAAAACCUAAGACUAUAGUUUAGAAGCUGUCAUGACCGAAACAAGAAUGUCCACCUGUGUUGCAGUUUCAUUUUAUUUCCCCUAUAUUCUCAUGAAUGUUAAUUCAAUCUAUUUAAUUAUUAAAUAAAACAAACUGU
Raphanus sativus (radish) is the source of this 1216-nucleotide messenger RNA. Its product is annotated as protein DMR6-LIKE OXYGENASE 2. The record is from RefSeq and is a predicted model, not a curated record. Bases 34 to 1089 code for a protein of 351 amino acids. The transcript is spliced from 3 exons. NCBI's taxonomy places the organism in Eukaryota, Viridiplantae, Streptophyta, Magnoliopsida, Brassicales, Brassicaceae.